AUGGAGUUUUUGCAAGUUCUGGAGGAACCUAUCAACAUGGAGAUAGGUACUGUGAGGUGUUGCCUUGACAACCAAGUACUGUGGUUGUCAAGAGAAAGUUCAAGAAAAUUAGAUUGGAGAAAUAUCCACCCACUUCCACAUAUUGUAACUACUUGGAAAUUAAAGGUGGGAUAUCAGAGGUUGAUAUCUACUGGGAAGCAUUCACUGAACCAUGUCUUCUGGAGAAGACAUUCAAUUCACACUAGUUUGGAGGAAUCAUCAUCUGUUCAGGGAGAAACUUACAGUGGAAAUGAUGAAUAUGCACAUAAAGAUUCGCAGGAGAAUCAUCUUUCUCAACCUUUAAGAAGUAAUGAGUUGAAGUCACUGCUGGCUGAUUCUGAAAGAACAAAGCUUGUAAAAAAACUAAGUGAAGCCAAUCAACAAAAUCGGUUCCUCAAACGACAGUUGCAUAUAAAGGAGGAUGCGUUGGUGAACUUCAAAAGUGAACUUGCUGUCUUGGAACUUGAAAUUCAGGCUUUGGUGAAAUUGGCAGAAGAAAACACUAAAUCUUUCAUUCCACAAGGUUCAAGAAAGAUUAAUGGGAAAUACAUUCAGUCUCACCUUCUUUCCCGUUUAGAAGCUGUACAUGAAAAGUUGAAGGAACAGAUAAAGGAUGUCGAUGCUGUACAAUCCAAGGAGGUUCCCCUAUUUUGGUAUGGCAUGGCUGAGAGUGUGCAAGUUAUGGGCACUUUCGAUGGUUGGAGUCAAGGAGAACAUUUAUCAUCGGAGUAUACCGGUUCUUUCACCACGUUCUCGACAACAUUAAUGCUCAGACCUGGAAGGUAUGAAAUCAAGUUCUUGGUGGAUGGAGAAUGGAAGCUGUCACCAGAAUUUCCUACAGUUGGUGAAGGAUUAAUGAAAAAUAACUUGUUAAUCGUGGAAUAG
Molecule: messenger RNA, 924 nt
Organism: Prunus armeniaca (apricot)
Lineage: Eukaryota; Viridiplantae; Streptophyta; Magnoliopsida; Rosales; Rosaceae
Source: the annotation of a GenBank genome assembly